Molecule: messenger RNA, 519 nt
Organism: Centruroides sculpturatus (bark scorpion)
Lineage: Eukaryota; Metazoa; Arthropoda; Arachnida; Scorpiones; Buthidae
Exons: 1
Coding region: 1-519 (172 amino acids)
Molecular function (GO): zinc ion binding; nucleic acid binding
Source: RefSeq, a predicted model, not a curated record
AUGGAAGUGACUGUCACACCACACGGAAGUUUAAAUUCAUCUCGUGGUGUGAUAUCUGAGGUUGAUCUGUUAUCUGAAGAAGAGUCAGAUAUUCAGAUUGGCCUUUCAGACCAACGUGUCACUGCUGUUCGACGUAUCUCUAUUCGCCGAGAUGGCAAAUUGAUACCAACCAAACAUCUUAUCCUCACAUUUAACAAGCCGACAUUGCCAUCUUUCAUUACUGCAGGAUUCCUGCGCUGUCCAGUUCGUCCAUACGUUCCAAACCCACUACGUUGUUUCAAAUGCCAGCGGUUUGGACACUCACAGACAUCCUGUCGAGGGAAGAAUGUAUGUGCACAGUGUGGAAUGGAAGGUCACCAGAGCACUGAGUGUACCACUACUCCAUGCUGUGUGAAUUGCAAUGACGCGCACUCCGCUUACUCUCGCAAAUGCCCUGCAUGGCAGACAGAAAAAGAAAUCCAGCGUGUAAAAUCAGUCAACAACUUACCUUAUCCAGAGGCACGUCGCAUGGUCACUUGA